ACAUGUAGUGUAUUUUUUUUAUAAUAAAAUUGUGAAAAAUUAUUAAUUUUGUAUAAAAAAUUUGUUUAAAAUGGAGCAUUCUGUACAUUACAUAGAAUUAUCCAAAAAUCCCAUACGUUUCGAUGCGGUUAGUCAAUUAACAAAUGUGUUUUUUGAUGAUUCCAAUAAGCAGAUCUUUGCCGUACGCUCUGGCGGAGCUACUGGUGUCGUUGUCAAGGGUCCCACCGAAGAUAAAGUCAUUUCAUUUUGUAUGACGGAUCGAGGUGCUAUUCGUUCCAUAAAAUUUUCUCCCGAUAAUCAAAUUUUGGCGGUUCAAAGACGUGAAAACUCUGUAGAAUUUAUAUGCUUUCAAGGUGAACAACCAAUGCUGCAGGAAAUCAUAGUACAUCAAGUUAAAGCCUUGAUCUAUGGCUUUGUUUGGGUACACAAUCGGGAAUGUGCCUUGAUAUCGAAUUCGGGUGUAGAGAUAUUUACCAUAGUGGCCGAGAAAAAUCAAGUGAAAUCUGUAAAAGCCAUGAGUAUGAGUAUUAAAUGGUUUGCUUGGUGUUCCGAGGCGAAUAUUGCGGUCUUAUGUACGGCCGAUAGUAAUAGUUGUCUGAUACCGGUAUUAAUAAAACAGAAAUCUAUAACAAAAUUGCCUAAACUGGAUUUGGGCAGUACAAAUCGUGAAGUCCAGGAGAGUAAAGUUACUUUAGGCCAAAUUUAUGGCAUUAUGGCUGUAUUGAUUCUACAAACCAGUGCUUCCGGCAUGAUUGAGGUAGAGGUGUAUUUAUUAAAUGGUCCAGGUUUGGCUCCACGUAAAUGCCAUGUUUUACGCUUGGGUUUGGUGGGACGUUUUGCCAUAAAUACUGUGGAUAAUCUGAUAGUGGUACAUCAUCAAGCCUCGGCCACUUCUUUGCUAUUUGAUAUUUCCCUUAGCGGUGAGAUAGUGAAUGAUAUAACGUAUCAUUCUCCCAUCACAGCUGGCAGAUCGAUAAGACCUUUUGCCUUGAAAUUGCCCAGUCUGCAGCCGGAUGGUCAAAUUUUACAAUGUGAAUUGUAUUCCACCAAUUGGGUACUGUUUCAGCCCAACAUAGUUAUUGAUGCCAAAUUGGGCUGCAUGUGGUAUCUGCACUUGGACAUUGAGUCCCUGUGCACUUUAAUAUCAGAUAGAAUACGAUUAACAGAAUUUCUUUUGCAACGUAACAGUGGUAAACAGGCUCUGCUAAAAGUACUCAGACAAUUAGUAGAUGACCAAUACAAUGGAUCAUUUUUGCCAGUAUUGGAGACCAUUUUCAAUAAAAUUAAUAAAGUAUAUGCAUCUUGGGUCCAAUUAGAACUACAAAAUCAAACAGCUCAGCCCUCAAAUGUUAAAACGACACCCAAAUUGCCUACUCCCCCCAAAGUGUUAAUCGAACAAAUCGACAUGCAUACUCAAGUAUUCCAAUCGAUUGUGGAGAAACCCCAAUGCCAAACCAUACUCUUACUUUAUCUACAAUCUUUGUGCAAGCAUAAUAUAGCUGCCCAGGAAGAUCUUAGCAAAAUGCUAAUAAAUGAAUUGAUUUUAAACAAAAGUUUUGAUACUCUACGACGUUUGGCCGAGUAUUCUCUGCUAAUGGAAUCGAAAGCUAUUGCCUGUUACCUACUCUCACAUUCCAAUGAAGAUCCUGCAGUCUCACAAGUUGCCUUAGAUAUGUUGACAAAAAUUAAAGCUCACGAAAUUAUUAUAGAAGUUUUGUUGGGUCAGGGUAAAGUAGUGGAUGCUUUACGCUUGGCCAUUAAUACCAGUGAUGCGGGACGUAUAUCGGCUAGAAAGUUUUUAGAAGCUGCUCAGAAAUCUAAAAAUGAUAUGACCUUCCAUAGUGUGUUUAAGUAUUUUCAAAUGUGCAAUUUGAAACAGCAUGGCUCAAUGGAGUUUUUGAAAACUGAACAAUGUUCGGAAUUUGUUCAAUAUUAUAAUAAUUUAUAUAAAACUACUUAAUUAGCCAACAGGUUUUUAAAACCACAACAUAGUUUAAAGUUAUUUUAAGGUGCUUUUUUUCAUAAUAAUAAAAACUUACAGUAUUCUGGGGAAAUAAAUAUGAAAAUAAUAA
This is a messenger RNA of Calliphora vicina (urban bluebottle blowfly), 2072 nucleotides long. RefSeq names its product regulator of MON1-CCZ1 complex protein bulli (gene Bulli). The record is from RefSeq and is a predicted model, not a curated record. The coding region runs from base 71 to 1960 and encodes 629 amino acids. Gene Ontology annotation, biological process: regulation of autophagy. Lineage: Eukaryota; Metazoa; Arthropoda; Insecta; Diptera; Calliphoridae. The transcript is spliced from 7 exons. Gene Ontology annotation, molecular function: protein binding. Gene Ontology annotation, cellular component: Mon1-Ccz1 complex; lysosomal membrane; late endosome membrane.